This is a messenger RNA of Arxiozyma heterogenica, 2505 nucleotides long. RefSeq lists its product as uncharacterized. The coding region runs from base 1 to 2505 and encodes 834 amino acids. Gene Ontology annotation, molecular function: carboxypeptidase activity. The record is from RefSeq and is a predicted model, not a curated record. Lineage: Eukaryota; Fungi; Ascomycota; Saccharomycetes; Saccharomycetales; Saccharomycetaceae. The transcript has a single exon.
AUGCGUUUGCCUAGAAUAUUCAGCAAUCGUUACUCUGGGUUACCUAGAGAUGAAAUAGCGGCAACUAGAUUAGGAACACAUGAUAAUGAUAACAAUAGAAGUGACAACACGAAUAUCACAACUCAGCUUGAGAAUAUAGACAUAGAGAAUCAAAAUUCUAAUGUAUCUUCCAUUGAAACUCUAGAUUUGCCACCAAAUCCCCCUAAUUAUGACGAUUUACAAGAUAUUGAUCCGAUGGAUAUGGAUAUAGAUACUGAUAGACAUACCAAUACUCCUUCUUAUCUUUAUACAAACAGUUUUAGUACAGAGAACAUCAGAGAUAAAUGGAACCGUUACAUAAAUAACAUCAAUGACAACGUUAUUCUUCCUGUCAGAUUCAAUGUGAUGGAUCCCCUAACACAGUUAUACUAUCAUAUCCAGGAGAGAACAGACUUCUACUUGAAUAAAAUAGGUAAUCCAAUCAUCCUUAGAAGGCUGUUUUACAUCAUCUUAAUGUCCUUAAUAGCCUUCUAUGUGAUGUCCAGUGGACUUAUGCCAAAUAAUAGAUCCUCUCAUUUCGGUGGGAUGUUUUCUGAUCAUGAAGUAUUGAUUCAAUAUGCUAGACAAUCGAUGGAUUUGGCCAAAUUGGAAAGAGAUCUACAGUACAUCAGUUCGAUGCAACAUAGUUCGGGAACAAAGGGUGAUGUUGCUAUAGCUAAUUAUAUCGUUGAAUCCAUGGAUGCAAAUAACCUGAAAGUUAUUAAAGACUUUAAAUAUAUGGCUUAUUCAGAAUACUCAACUGGCAAUUCAACUUUAACUCUGUUCCUUGGUUACAAGAAAGAACAAUUGGAUAUUCCGUUAAACCAAAAUAAUUUUAAUCCAUUAUCUCCAUCAGGCCACUUGACAGAUAUAAAUCUGGUAUAUGGGUACAAAGGUUCAAAAAAUAUUUUAGAAGAAUUGAAAAAUAACGGUUAUUUGAAUUCAGAUUUUAUACUUUUACUAAAAUAUGAUAUUUUCCCAAAUGAACAGAUAUUAUUGGCGGAACAGUAUGGCGCAAAGGCUAUUUUAUUUAUAUCAGAUGCUGCUGAUGGUAGAAAUGGGAACAACAAUGAUUUAGUACAGCAGAUAUCUGUGUCUUUACCCCAAUUUGGUACAGGUGAUAUAUUGACACCAGGCUACAAUGGUCCCUUAAUUGACGAGAUUGAUAUAUCAGACGCUAAGAAUGUACCAAAGAUUCCAAUCUUACCACUUUCAUAUAACCAAGGUCAGGAUAUACUAAAACAUCUUCAAAAUUAUGGGAUCAAAUUUCAAGAUAAUCAAUAUAGUGGCACUAUUGGUCCAAACAAGGUCAAAGUUGAUCUAAAAGUUGAUAUAGCUGUCAAGGAAAGACAACCUGUGUUUGAUAUCAUUGGUAAGAUCGAAGGUAGAGAACAAGAUGAUAAGGCUAUUGUCAUUGCUGCAUCUAGAAAUUCUGUCAAUUACGGGGCAAGGUACCCUGGGUUUGGUACUUCGGUUCUAUUAUCCUUGAUUCAGCUGUGUCAAGAAAUGAAGUAUAAAUACGAUUGGAAACCAUUGAGAAACAUAUAUUUUAUAUCGUUUGGUGGUAAUGAAUUUAAUUAUGCAGGCGCCACAGAAUUGAUUGAGGAACGCUUAACAGCACUAAGAGAUGAAGCUUAUUCAUUUAUCGAUAUAACUCAACUUGGGAUAUGGGAUGACUCUGCUAGAGAUAUUAACAUUCAAACACAUCCUUUCUUAAACAAUUUUUAUAGAAAUGUUAUCCCUGCGCAUGGUUUAAAUAUUAAUAUUGAGCAUAUACAACAAUAUGGUGAUUGGAUCCCAUAUUUAGCAAACGGGAUCCCCAUUACUGUGAUUUCAAACCCCUCAGUUAAGGAUAAGGUCUUGCCAAUUAAUACUAAAGGUGAUACUUUUGAUUCAGUAAAGGAGUUGUUACAUGAUGGUUCAAGGGAGGAGAUAGCUGAAGAGUUGUUGUUAUAUGUAUUUGAAGUGAUUUUGAAAUUAUCAGAUUACCCGUAUAUUCAAUUUGAUUUAAUAAAUUUUGGUAAUAUAAUGUUAGAUGUUUUAAACAACUUCCAAAAUGAGAUAAAUCACAGAUUAAACACAGAACUGGUUGAAGAAAGUUUGACUUUUUGGAGAAGAAUUGGAUUAGAAUGGGAAGCAUGGGUCAGAUCUUGGAAUCAUAUCGUUAUGGUACAGGACGGUAUUGAACCAUCAUUAGUUUCAGUCAGUCGUUGGACAUGGAAUAGGAAAUUAUCAAAUAUUGGUAGACGACAAUUAUCCUUAGAAGGGCUACCUGGUAGGAUAUUCUUCAAAAAUGUGUUAUUCUCACCUACUAUGUGGUCGGGUAAUUAUGGAAAUGGGCAUUGGACUUUUCCCGGUGUCAGAGAUGCUAUUGAUCAAGGAGAUUGGGACAUGGCACAAAAACAAAUGGAUCUUGUAGCAGAGGUUUUAAAAAAAUCAGCAGAAAUGUUUGUUGAAGAGAAUGAUGAAGACAACAUUUAUAAGUAA